This is a messenger RNA of Lithohypha guttulata, 2217 nucleotides long. RefSeq lists its product as uncharacterized. NCBI's taxonomy places the organism in Eukaryota, Fungi, Ascomycota, Eurotiomycetes, Chaetothyriales, Trichomeriaceae. The transcript has a single exon. Gene Ontology annotation, molecular function: protein-macromolecule adaptor activity; protein binding. The coding region runs from base 1 to 2217 and encodes 738 amino acids. Gene Ontology annotation, biological process: proteasome-mediated ubiquitin-dependent protein catabolic process. Gene Ontology annotation, cellular component: nucleus. The record is from RefSeq and is a predicted model, not a curated record.
AUGGACCAGACUCCAACGAGAGCUUCCAGAUUUCGACAUGCUGAUUUCCAGAUGCUCGAUGAAGGUCAACUACACGAUGAGGACUCUCUCAAGAGCGGGAAAAUACGCAAACCUCCACCGAUCACUCCCCGAAGAUUCAAUAAAUUCUUUGCUCCUCGUGCCCAACCUACAGCCACGGCAGUAAGAACAUCACGCAAAGCUCUUCGAACCAUUUCGAGCUCGGCUCUGAACUCAAGGCAAAGAUCUAUCCAAGAGGAGAACGAGACUGACGACUACGGCUUUGCCAACGAGAACCAAGUUUCAAGGAAGAAGAGAAAGUACUCGUCUAUCACGUCCUCCUUACACUCUACCCCACAAUCCAGAGCUGUCAGCUUCUUGCCUAGCAGUCAAGAUAUUCUGCCGUCCUCACCAAUCAAGUACGAUCAAGAUGACCAUGAAGAUGUCGUGGAUGACGAUUCGGAUGCCUCCACAGAAAUAGCUGAUGAGGAAGCUUGGUCACACGAUGAGGAUGACUUACCUGCGGGUCCACGUAUAGUUCCAUAUGCUGGCACAAGUACAUCACGUUCUCUCCUGGCCACCAACAUCACUGGUAAAAGAAGCAUACGCGUGGCCGGCCCAAGUAACCUUUGGCAAGCUGAAACUGCAAAUUUUUACAGCAAUCCCGAGCAUGUAGAUAGCUACUUGCGUGCAGCACAACCCCCGAUUAUACCUUUUAGUAUGGCCUCCUGCAACACGAACCCAGUCGUGGCCGUUGGUGACGAGGAAGGCGUGGUUCGUCUUCUCGACCCUCACGUUCACGAAGACGCACAAGAUGGUCCGGUCAAUGGUUUUGGUAAAACCGUGCUUCGCAUGCAGCCACACGAGAACGCUAUUAUGGACAUGGUUUUCUCCCAUGAUGACAAUCUUAUGGCCACAGCGAGUGGAGAUCAGACUUGUCAGCUUGUCGAUGUUCAGACUCAGAGCUCUCUAUACUCACUAAGAGCCCAUACUGCUUCGGUCAAAAAGAUUCUUUUUCAACCUGGUACUGGUAACAAGCUUCUAGCUAGUGCUGGCCGUGAUGGAAGUAUCUAUCUUUGGGACCUUCGUGUCAAAGGUCAACCCGCCCCCACUCACCUCAGAUCCCGUCCUGUGAGUGCGAUGGCCAAGGAUGUGCCGGUAUUGGCUCCUGUACUUGAGAUUCACGAUGCUCACAACCCAAAUGCUAAAACGCAAUCUGCGCUGCGAAAGACGAAAUACACGAGCAUCGCUGGUCGGAAUGACUUCUCAAUUACCUCCAUGACUUUUUUGGACGAAUCACGUAGCAACCUACUAGCAACUGCCUCCGAAGUUGAUACUACCAUCAAAUUGUGGGAUCUGCGCCAGAGUCAACUUUCUCCCCGCAAGCGAGGUCAUACUCAGCUACCCAUCUCAAUCACCGAAGAGCCACGCAGCCAGGCAAACCAUCGAAAGUUUGGCAUCAACUCGAUCGCCAUCAGCACUGAUUCAUCUCGCAUAUUUGCCCUAUCUCGAGAUCAUACUGUUUAUGCAUACUCGACCUCACACCUCAUCCUCGGCUGUACCCCAGAAUCUGUCCCUACAUCGUCUGGUCGACGCUCGUUACUUGCACCAAUGAGGACUUCCAGUAGUACUGGUCUUGGUCCACUCUAUGGCCUGCGUCACCCGAAUCUCCGCGUCGCAACCUUCUGGCCACGACUUGCCAUUCGUAAGUGCAACGAAACCCACAGUGAGAUUCUGGCUGUAGGAAGCACAGAAGAUUGCGCCAUCCUCUUUCCAACAAGUGAAAAAUACCACACUGCUUCAGCACGCCAUAUUCCAGCUCUCCACGACCCGACUUCGUCCUCCACUCCUGAUAUCCCGGCUACACCCCGUCGCUCUUCUCGUAUCGCCCGUCCAGGCAUGAACCGAAACCCAACCUCGAGUUUCACAACCUUGUUCACCAAAGAUAGGCAGCAGGAGGACGCUCUUACCCUGCCGAUCUACUAUCACGGGACCCCAUUGAUUCACGGUCACAACAAGGAGGUCACAAGUGUGGCAUGGAAUUCUGAGGGUAACCUCGUUACAGCUUCAGAUGACUUCACAAUACGGUGCUGGCGUGAAGAUGCAAAUAUAGCAAGAAAAUUGAGAAGUUUGAAUUCCAAGGGCAACAGAGAUGAGGCAGCGCUUCUGAGACGAGGAUGGGCUGAUGUUGGGGUUGAGGGCUGGGAUGAUGAUGAGUAA